Porites evermanni is the source of this 13745-nucleotide messenger RNA. Lineage: Eukaryota; Metazoa; Cnidaria; Anthozoa; Scleractinia; Poritidae. The record is from the annotation of a GenBank genome assembly.
UAUCGCACUGUCUGUGCGUCGCCCAACUAGACAAUCUUAUAGAGCAUUCGCCGUGAAAAAAAGUGCAAUCGUGAUCGAGGUAAGAAAUACGUGUCUAUGCAUUCAUUCAUAAUUUAGCUCUCUCAAACAAAAUACAUGCAUGUACGUCCAUUUGUAAACAAAAAUUGUUAUGGCAUAGGAGUCUAGAUUAGUCAUAUUCUAAUUGGUAUGCAGUACUACUCGAUACAUGGCAAAUUCGAUGUACGACUGGCAUGCUACCAGACGAAUUAAAUUCCUAGAAGGCAAGAAAACGUAUCUAUAUAGAAAUGUAGCUUAACAUUCUACACUUAGUGUUUAUCUAAAGAAUACUAUGUGCAUUUCUAAUGUUGUCGUACUAAAGUAAACAUAUCAGGGGAGAAGGACACCUCUUGGAACCAGUUUUGGCUUUCUUUUGCUUAUCAUACCACCAUUAUUGGUUUCUUUAAUUGUUCAAAGGGUAUACAGAGAUACUCCGCAUUUCGCAAACAAAGGCACAGAAUGUUUUCUGUUGACGGAAUGAAAACGAAUCUCACCUUAGCCUAGACAAGAAAGAGCUUAUUGAGCAUUAUAAGCGAACACUGUUUCUCCAAGUUUAAUGGCAACAGAAAAGUACAGUCUUUAUGAAUAAUUGCCCUAACACAAUUUCACUUCGCUUCCUUUAUUUUAUUUACGUACAUUGAAGCAGUUACACAUUUUACUUGUGGAAAAGAAAGAGAUUCGUCCAUUCACUGAGUCGACUACCAGGAUUUCCGUUAUUUAGAACUGCUAGCCUUGGUAACAGACAUUAAACUGCAACAAUUAAUUGCUGUCUCCAAACGAAAACGAAGAUUUGGGGUCACUGGUAAAUAAUGUGAAACUACACUGAUUUUUUGCUGUAUAGUUAAAAUAGCAGCCCAGAAGCUAGAGGUACACUUCUAAGAUUAAGGUGAUGGACUCCAGCACUAUAAUACAUGUUCAGAUUUCUUUGAGAACAAUGAUUAAUUGCUAUCGGAUUUCUGAGAAUUCAUACGGCGUUAACUCGAUUACCAAUAGCAUUUACACUUUUGGAAGCGAUCAAUAAGCAUACCGGUGAACAAAGAAACUGGACAAAGUGAAGACGGCGUUCAAAGUUUAGCGCCGGGGUUCUCUACAAAUACGUACGUGUGAAAGGAAGAAAUCUACAGUGUAGCAGAAGUCUCCAUUCUGCGUGCAAGGUCCCCUCUGAAUUUUGUAAGCGAACAAACAUUUUAUUGAUUUGUAUUUAUUUUCUCUCUGUGCAUUAUCUCUCUUUGCCUUAUAACUACACGAAUAGGGAAGCAUCAUUUGAGAGUAUCAUAUCUUCUACAAAUUCUUGAAAUUAUAAAACGAAACCGAAAGUCUUGUUGCAUCAUUUGUUAUGUCUCUUUUGAGCUCUCCCGGCUUUCCGCCAAGUGGAUCGUAAAUUUCCUAGAAUACGAAAACUCAAUGAGAUCUUGUUUCGUUUUUUGCUAGCAGUAGCCAUCACUAUAACUUAAAUAAAUCGAAUCAUAAGGACUUACCCGCACAAGACAAAAAUUAAUGUCGAUGUGAACAAACAUCGAUGAAAUGCGGUUUUAAUUUGUGAGGGCACUCUUUAUGUCAUUCCUCAGUAGCAGGAUUCCGAGAAGACUGAAGAAGGAUUCAGUGGAACAGGUCAAUUAACAAGUUUCCUUGAGACGUUGUUAUAGUUGUUUUUGUUUGUUCUUUUUUUUUUUUUGGUCUGCUUUUUGUAUUCUUUACAUAGUAAUCCAUACCCCUGAUAUACUUUGCCAAAAGACGAAAUAAUCUUCGAAAAGAAAACAUGUUGAUCAACGCUUGAUUGGAAAACACCUGGCCCUCGCUCUAUCCGCAGGCAACGGAGACAAUCGUCGAGAGGAAGGCUAUAUGCAUGUUCUAGCUUCAUUAAUGAACAUUGGAGUUGUAUUUUUUUUUCUCCUUCUUACAAGAAGAUAAUUAGAAAUAUUGUGUUGAUAUAAAAGCAUAUAAUCGUGAUUCAAAAUAGGUAUCGGACUUUACUCGGCUAAAUUCCUUUCUCUGACCCGGCGGCUCUUUUUGCCGCUGAUGACGGAUGUAGGCAUUGCCUUACACUGGGAUGUCGCUCAUUACGUGCUCUAUGCUUGACCUGGUCAAAGAAAGCUACCUCAUAAUCUUGAAAAUAAGCCCUGGGGAUUAUAUUUUUCAAAGGCCCUUUUUGAGGGGCUUAUUUUUGGAGGGGUUUAUAUACCGAGGGAAGUUUCCGUUACAACAGCAACAAAAAAUACAAAAGUUGAAUAGUUUGUCCCUCAAAUAGCUGGAAAGCUAGUCGUGGCGGGGCAAGACCAGUACAUCAAUAACACAAUUAUCUAGUAAAAACAAAAACCUUAAACUAUUAGAAAGCCUUGCAGAUUGCAACUGAAAAUAAAUAAAACACAGAAGUUUUAACACAUUGCUUACUGACGUACAAUGAUAACACAGAAAAAGAAAAACAGACAUUAAAACCUUUAGCAAGUGUAUCUAUGUACCUACUUUUUGAAUAAUCAUGUAUGGGAUUUGAAUAUAGUCGUCUUCCUUUUCAAGGAUAUCAAAUAGCAAUUUGCGGAGAAUCUUUUGCGUGGUAUCUUAUUCCACAGCUUUACUCCAAGCCGAGAGAAAGAAUUGUUUUGUAUUUGUAGUCUAGAACUUUUAAGAUAGAAAUGACUUCCAGACUUAGACGAUCGUGUAUUGUGUGAGUGAAUAUUAGAGGUUUUCUGAAAGAAUGUUGCUGGGGCUUUAUCAUUAUUGAUAUCGUGCAUUAAGGUUGAUACAGACUCAUAAUAAAGAAAAGUAAUUGGAAGCACGUUCGCUUCGAGAAAUAGUCAGUCUGCGAAGUACACAAACGAAGAGGUUUUUUCUAAAGAAUUAGAAUUUUAUUAAGAUGCGUCCAGCAUGCCUGACCCCAGGCAGCAAGACCAUAGGUUAAAUAAAGAUGAAUUAGUGACUUAUAGAUAUUCAGUAGUAUUGGUCGAGGUACAGAGUGGCGUAGCUUUGCAAUUAGCUCAACAUUUUUACUAAUUUUUGUAGCAAUAAUAGAAUCAAUGUGGUAUUUCCAAGAGAGAUUCUGAUCAAUAAGAACGCCCAGGUAUUUUAUGUAGUCUAUGUAAAUUUUAGACUCGAGAUGAACAUAGAGAAUACUUCAUGGAAAGUGCUGGCGUACGGUAUUUACGCACAAGUUGUGACGUAUCAGAAAUCGAACGAGUGAGCGCAGCGAACGAGUAAGAUUUCUGAUACAAAAACAACGAGUGCGUAAAUACCGUAUAAAGCACUUUCCAUGUGGUAUUGUGUUUAUUAUAUACAUACUGAGACAUUCAUCAUUUUGGCUGCCUUUUUAUUUUAAAUCUUUCAAAAAUGCUAAAAUCUGCCGCUGCACACUUACCGCAAAAUGACAACGAAAACGAAGUAUCAGCUUUUUAGUAAAAAGUGUUUGUUAAAAACAUAAAUGACGGUAAGGAUAUGAGGUAAUCCAAGAACUAUAAGUAAUCUUAACUGUUUGUUCUCAAUGCACAAUUGAAAAUGAGUGAAUUUAAGUAAAAUGGCCGGUUUCAAUAUAGGCUUAAGCUUAAAUGAAAGGCAAAGUAGCUCCGACAAAAAGCACAACAAAAGCUUACGUCUCGUUCUGUUUAUCCCUUUCCGCUGUUGUUUCGCCGGCUCUCUACCGUUUUCUUUAUCGACAGUGAAACAAACGAAACUAUUUCACUCCAUUUCCGAAACGUUUUUCACUUUUUUAGCAAGAAAAACUCUUUGAGUAAAACUUUUCUCGUUGAAUGUGUGCGAAGCGGCGCUGCAAGCUGCAAUAAAAAGCCGGGAAUUUUGGCGUGAAACUCACACACUUCUGUGGCUUCUGAUUGGACGUAUCAUUUUUUCUCACACGUGAAAAAACAUCGUUCGCGAUUCUGAUUGGGCGUAUCAUUUUUUUCACGUGUGAAAACCAUCGUUCGCUCCUCUGAUUGGCUAGAACUAAUUUGCGUACGAAAAUUUACGACAUAGCUUUUUGGUGAGUAUUUCUCAGUAUGUAUAUAAUAAAUAUUUAUUCUCUUCAUUAACAAACAUGCGAAGUUUUCGUUGGUAAGCAAGUCGCUUUUGGUAAUGAUGGAAAAUUACAAAGUUGGUUUUAUUACAAAAUCGGCUUGGCUUAUACUUGGAGGGAAAUAAUCUCAAAAUCGAUUGGGCUAGCUUAUAGUUGGAAAGGAAUUUAUGUCAGUGUUUUGCACGAAGUUUUCAUUAAAACACGCCGUGAGAACGCAGAUCUUCCCUAUGCUAAAAGAUGAAACAGUUCAUUCUAUUGUCGAAAAGAUAACAAUGAGGUGAAAAGCGAGGAUCACCUGAAGGAGUUUGGUGCAGUCAGGGACACCCAAAAUAACUAAAAUGCUAAACUACAAUAGUUGGGUGACCGGCGUAAUUACGAUAAUUAAAAUUGUGAAAAUCAGGAAAGAAGCUCAGCAAAUACAUUGGUAGUCAUAAAUGCCAUAAACAAGGUACAAAAGUAAAUAUACAGAACAAAACAAAACAAACUAAAUAAAAAAAUCAAAAUGUCAGUAUAAUAGGAUAAAGAACACUCGUCCGACGAAAACAGGAACUUUGAGAAUUUCGCACUCAAGUUCAUCUCAUAGUCUCAUUGGCGAGAGGGCAAAAAGGCGGCGAAGCUUCGAGAUCCCAAAGCUUCACCGGGAGCUUCAAAUACAAACAUGAGAGAAAUAGAGUACUAAGGCAAGUUACUUACUGGCACAAGGCUUGGUGAGUUGGCCCAGAGUUUUUGCUUUCGUUUGUAUCAGUAUCAUUAAAUUUGUGCGUGAUCGAGUGUUAUGCUUCUCCUAACUUCUGUGUCUCCGCCAAUUCAACAAGCACGAUUGACAACAAUAGCAUUAGCGAGUUUCGAUAAACUUUGAAAGUUCACAGCUAGCUUUAACAAGCAUACCUUUUUAUGUAAACAACCUGUAUGUUAAUAAAAGAAACACUGUAAAGUGAGGGGAUAAAGUAAAGUAUAUAAAGUAUAUGCAGGGUUUUAACUAUUCUAAGGUCAAUUUUUGAGCUUCGAGAUGAAUCGCUUGAAAAAAGUGAGUUCGUUAUUGUCGCCAACGACAAUAAUUUUUGGAUUUUCCAGUUAGGUCAAAUUAAUCGCACUAUAUUUUGGAGAGCAGAGGGAUUGGGGAAGGGGUGCGUGAAAAUAACGCUUAUUGUUUCCUGCUUAGAAUGGCUCACUUGCUUUUUUUUUUAUUCACAAUGGUGAAAUUUGAAAAGGUAAAUGUACAGCCCCGACUUAAAAAUAGUACUCAUUUUUCUUGUUACGAAAGUCUUCCAAAAGGGUACAAUGUUCAAAUGAGUAACUGUUUAAGUCUCACAUGAGAUGCUACGUCACGCAGUGGUCAGCGACAAGCUUGGUGGCCUAAGUGUGCAGCCAACCCCUUCUCCCAGAAAAAUUGGCAGCCCAUUGAAAUUCGCCUUUUGGCGAUUCUUGUUUCUGUAGUCGAUGGAAAAUAACCUGUGGGUAUUCUUUAAACUUUUCGAGGUCGCAAAUUACAAACGAACUAAUUCCUUUUUUAGAGGUUGAAGAAAGAUAAAAAUUAAAAGAAAUGAAUCUUGAAACGUAUAAAUAUUUUCAUCUUGUGGCACAAUGUGUUUUCGUGUCAACCAUAAAUUAUAGCUAAUCGUCUAUUGAUCAUCUCUAUCAGUUUCGGUUGAAUAAGGCCCGUUUAUCUUGAUGGGUAUUAUAGUGGGUUGUUUUCUCUUAAAAGCUGUUCGCUGCCUGUUCUGGUUAACUUUUCGUUUUCAUGCAGUACAAUAAUUCUGUAUAGUCUAGGUUGUUGUUACUACCGCUGCGCACGUAUUCCUUGCCUGCAAUGUAACCACGUGUUUUGAAACCAGAGAUUCCUUGUAAGUUUGUCAUUUUGGAAGCGUCUGCUUAUAAUUGUGGAACUUAAAACAGUCGGUAACUUUUCUUGCAUUUCGGACAUUUCUUUUUGAACCUUUGAACAUUGAACUCAUAUUGAGCAUACAUUUUGCUUUUAGAAAACUCUUGCACAGGAUAUACGGUAUCGAAUCUUGAAUUUCAUUGUAAAUUGGACUUGACACAGUUGAUUUGCAUCUGGAUCUAUAGAAACGUGAAAUGUUUGUUCUUUAUGGAAUAAAGACACAGUUUUUACACACGGAGUUCGAGUGAUCUAUAAAUUUGUGUUGCUUAUAAUAAAAUAACUAACCUAGUACGCCGGCUCUGAUUGGCUGGGAGGUGUUUUCCCUCCUCCACACAUGUCCAAUGUACACAAACGGAUACGAUUCGUCAAACCGAUGGUCCAUUGGUACCAAUGGUACGAUUGGUACCAAUACAAAAUCAUGUAAUUCCAAUGGUUCUAUUGGUGAAUAUGCAUCUCAUAAAGGGGACUUAAUUUAUUUUCCCAUGUGACCUGGCUGGGUACAGGGCAAUUCCGAUGGUCCAUUGGUACCAAUGGUACGAUUGGUACCAAUAGAAAAUGAUGUCAUUCCAAUGGUUCUAUUGGUGAAUAAAGCGAGGUCGAAAUACAAACAUGCCAUGUGUAUUCUUCGUUUUAUAAGCCAUCUAUGCAAAACAAGUUCGCUUUUACACCAAGUAAAAACGCGCUAAUAGUUAUUUUGAAUAUUCCUCGUUCUAUAAGCUAACCACGCAAAACAAUUUUGCUCUCACACAAAGUAGAAACGAGCUAAUAGUUAUUAUGAAUAUUCCUUGUUCUGUAAGCUAACCACGCAAAACAAUUUCGCUCUCACUCAAAGUAGAAACGCGCUAAUGGUUAUUAUGAAUAUUCCUCGUUCUAUAAGCCAUCUAUGCAAAACAAUUUCGCUCUCACACAAGGUAGAAGCGCCCUAAUAGUUAUUAUGAAUAUUCCUCGUUCUGUAAGCUAACCACGCAAAACAAUUUCCCUCUCACUCAAAGUAGAAACGCGCUUAUAGUUAUUAUGAAUAUUCCUCGUUCUAUAAGCUAUCUAUGCAAAACAAUCUCGCUCUCACACAAGGUAGAAACGCGCUAAUAGUUAUUAUGAAUAUUUCUCGUUCUGUAAGCUAACCACGCAAGACAAUUUCGCUCUCACUCAAAGUAGAAACGGGCUAAUAGUUAUUAUGAAUAUUCCUCGUUCUAUACGCCAUCUAUGCAAAACAAUUUCGCUCUCACACGAGGUAGAAACGCAGUCUAUUUGUGAGUAUUGGACAACCCUCGUUUUUCCAAGAGAGUAUGUAAGGACAUUUGUGACGUCACGAUGUUCUGCACUCGCUAGAUUUGUGCUUAAAACUCGACAAGUUUUCUUUAUUACCGUCGGAUAAUACCGAACAUCCCUCUGGACUUCGAACGAGGUGCCAGGUUUUUUUGGGCUUCCAUCGUCUUAACUUGUUCGACAUCGAAUGAUUGAUGACGAAAGUUAAACGGGCUAUUAUUUCUGGUAAUAGAAAGUAGCCCUCACUUAGCCUGUGUCACAGUCGUAAUCUAACCCCGUUUAGCAAAGUCUGGGAAGCUGUGCCGAUAUCCUUGUUCUGGUCCCCCAAGGGAAUAACUGGAAAUGCGUUUCGAAUUUCCCUUCAAGUUGAUUGGCAGAUUAACAAUGCGUUUUUUAAAAGGCCAAUCAGAGGCCAGUUGAGGUCCCAGAACAAGGGUUUCGGCGCUGUUUCGCAGAUUGACUUAACCAGAAGUUUAGUUCCGUCUGUGGCCCAGGCUACUCGCUCUCGGAUGAGAGGAUUGAUUAAGAUCGAUUUUCCACAGAUCACACCACUGACGAAUGUGGUCAUGGUCACCUUUUUUUGAUUGCCCGGAAGCACUUGGUGUCACCGGCAAAGAAAGCAACAGAUGUUGGGAUAAAGCAUUGGCUUAUUAGAAAGUCUCCUCGAGCAACUUGCGCCCUCCAAUCUUCCCGCUCUCGUCCACAACUCCAUAUACACACGCUAAGUACGAACCCCUUUUUUACAAGAUAGUUUAACAAAAACAUUUGUUUUUGAUAAACUGCAAAAUUCUCUCAACGUGCGGCACAGAAGAAAAAACGCUUCUAUUGGUUGGUUUCAAACCCGCCACAAUGCAAUCGUCUAGUUUGACAGAAAAUGCUUCCUCUCAAUCUGUUAACGAUAAAUGGGACCUAAUUCAGCAGAACUAAAGGCAUACAUGUAAAGUUAAGAUACUUAAUUGUUCGUAAGAAUGCGUGUAGUAUGGUUUGAGUCAUUUACACGAUUUGUAUGUUUUUGCUUAGCGAAAUCCAGAAAACUUGUUGUUCAGCGAGGACGACUGUCAUCUUGGGUUAUAUUCUUUUGCGAACAAUGGAGGAAGUCUUACAUGUACUGGACAUAAAGGCUUCUUAAAAUUACAUAAUUUUUCACCAUAACCGAAUAAUUAACUUGUUGUUUUCAAAAGGAUGAACUAACAAACGAAAAAAAUGGAGGACACUCAAUAAUCUUCGAUACCAAUUUGAGGUUGAAUGUCAGUCUUUGCGCCAGACUUUUUUAUCACUAAUUUUCACUUUUGCUGUUAGUUUGAGUGGCUAGUGGUAAAAGAAUUUGUUUUAAUUGUACUAUUUUUCUAUAAUUUUAACUUUUGGUAGACAGCUUUAUUGAAAAUAGGUGUUAAUUUUUUUAAAAAAUUCUGUGCUAAAUAAGGUAUCUAUCUAUUUGUGUAUCUGUACAUUCAUUCACGUCCUUAUUCCAAUGUUCUAAAGCCUUAACUUGUUUCAGUCUCAGUUUUCUCUAUUAAUAAAACAAUUAAGCUAUUACUCCAACUGAUUAAAACCAACAUUUCAUUUUCAAUGAAGAUUCCCAAUAUGGCAAAGAUGAGCCCUGACGAUGAAGUAAUUAACGGACUUGGUGCUAAAGCUAUUGAUAUCACAAAAGAAUGGGUGAAGAACCUCCGUAAGAGAGUUUCGUCCCUCCAGGAACUUACGAGGCUGAGCUUGCAAGAGCUGGAAGACUGCUGCAGUGGAGCCGAUGAAAGAGAAAUGAAGAAGGUUUAUCAACUUGUAGAGGAAGCAGAAUCAACCAAGAAUCUACUCGCUGCCAUACCAAAUGACGACGAACUUAUUCAACAAGCCAUGGAAACAAAAGCGGCAGACUUGAAAACGCUGAAGAAAGCCAAAGAGUUAAUGGACGAAGCAAAAGCUAUUGCUAAAGAUCAAUCAGAGUCAGCAAAGAAAACCUUAAACGAAACAUUGGCUUUGAUCAUGAGCACUCUAGAGCUUCCUAUGGAUUGGCAAAGGGAGGAUGAAGUAAAGCCAGCGGUAUUGUUUCAGUAUCUGGAUAAAAUUAUUAAGCAGUGUAGCGAUGUUUUAGAGUCUGCUGACUCAUACAAAAAUGAAGUGGAAAUCGUCACUAGGGCCAGCGCUGGGAGAGCCCUUUGUGGAAUUUAUUACUCCAAAUACGAGCCUCCAAAGCCAGCUGGAAUUCCUUUGCUGCUAGUUCCAAUGACUAUGACGUUAAACAAUCCUAACAGUGCUCAAGAAGUAAAUUACAUGAAAUUCUCUGCAAAGGGCAUAGCUACAGACUACGUACAAACAGUAGAGUCAACAAGCACCAACAUUGGUUUUGGUGUGGCUGGUUUCGAGGAGUUUUUCAUUGGGGAAGUGAAAAAUGAAAACAGCCAUGAGUACGACAGUCACGUCUCUCAGUCUGCAAAAACCUCCAGCACCAGUGCAUCUGCCCUACAGUACACUCGCAUAGCCAAAAAAGUUUUCCGAAUCGAGCCACACCAGUUACGCCUUUCCUUGACUGCUGAGAAAAAGGCCAAGUCGAUUGUCCAGGAUAGAAACCCCAGAGCACUGGAGCGUGAAAAGUCUGCUCGCACCUUUAUGGAACGGUACGGAAGCCAUUUCCCAGCUGGGGUGCAGACUUUGGGCGGCGUGUUUUUUAAUAUUGCUGAUGCGGAAAGUAAAAGCACCAAAGAUGUAUUCAAGCUGACAGAGGCUGCCGUUGCAUUUCUUGGCGGAGCACUGAGGAUUGGAUUCAGUGGUACUGAAAAGCACACAAACAGUGAAGAAAACAGUGAAGAGAUAAAUACAGCCAUCCAGAAUGAGAGGUUUUCCCAUUCUGUAAGGUCUAUAGGACCCCUAGCAACAAAUCCGGCUACGUUCCAAAAGUUGCUUUCUUACAGCUCCACUUGGGCUUUGAUUGACCGUGGCCCUAGCACAAGUUAUAUACCUAUUUGGGAGUUAAUUGAAGAUCUUGGAAGUGAAUUCAGGGAAGCAGCUACAGCCCUCAAGGAAACGUGGCAUAAAGACGAAGUUGUAAGGCAGGAAAAGUGGGAAGCGAAAAAAAAACGAGAUGAAAUUGAACAAAGAAAUAAAGAAAGAAUACGGGCAGAAGCAAGAAAAGAUUUGGAGUGUAUCCGGGACAAGCAUCUUGCUGAAAAGGUGAGAACAAGUUGAACUGGAAAGCACCAGUGUACAAUUAGAAAAGAUAACCUUGAAUGUUGUAUACUUAUAAGGUGUACAAUGCAAUACUAUCUAACCCUAAUAUAACGUUACAGCACACCUGUUUCAAACAAACCGGUAACCAGUCUACAGCGACUGCUUACGAAUGUCAAUGAUAAAGACAGACCGAAAGACAGACAGAGGGCAGUGUGUAAAAUCAAAUGCUGCGAUUCCCAGGCCACUAACAUUGGUAAGACCGACAGAAACCUUAACAGGCGACUGGCCGAAGCUAGACGAGCGAACAAGUAAUGUUGAUGCCAACAAUCACGUUUCUGAACACCAUUUACAGGCAAACGAUCACAUCGACUGGGACUCAGUGAAAUGCAUUACCUUUUCUACAGACUACUACCAACGCCUCACUUUAGCAAGCUGGUUUACUGACUUAGAACAAACGCCCCUGAAUUGAAUUCGGCAGUUAGCGGAACCGUACAAACGACUUAUUGACGGACUUCAACAAAACUCACAACAAUAGAGGGACUGAAAAAAAAACAACGAUUUGACCAACAACAAAGAGAGUGUUAUGAUAUUGACAAAAGACGAAUCAAAACUCACCACUCACAUUUAGAGUCUUCAUCAUGCCAAUAACACCAUGGCUUAACUGACAGACGACCAAUAGCAAAGCGAAUUAAUUGACCAUUCAGGUCAAUACUGAGGGUUUUAUACCACUGACCUGAUGCAGCUCGCUUUGACCUUGAAGAUGAUUACCGCACAGUUUGUCGAAAUGUCAGUCACUUUUAAAAACAGUCCUAUUCAGGACUAUACACUCACCCAGACGAUCAUAUUCCACUUACUUAUGACAUGAGGUUCAAACCAUUCACCGAGUUUGUUUUUAUCAUCUAUAAGCUGGGUUUGUUGUAGAAGAAGAAACAUUAAUUUGUGCGUUGUCGGAAUGUUGACAUCGUCACACUUCUUUAGAGAUUGCUGUCUUAUAUUGCUAAAGCUGGUGGUGAUGUAAACGUGUGAUGAAGAAAUGGGGGAUUUUUGUUCGAGAUUCUUUAAGUUGAAGACCAACCUUUACGGCAGCCUUACGCACUUUUACGCGAUAGUGUAAAGGUGCGCAAAGGUUUGCCUCUGAACUUAACGAAACUUUAAGGAAUCAGGUAAAGUUUGGUAAAUUUCACUUUUCGUGCUGUGUACAAGAAACAGUUUGAAGUGGAGCUCUUGCGCGCGCGAAGCGGAGCACCAAUGGUAAGAAAAUAUGGUAGUCUAUGCUUCCAAGAAAUUUUGGUUCUGAGAAAAUCGUCCGUACGUCCACCCCAUUAUGUUAGCGGAUGCGAAAUGGCACACUUUAAUACUAUCUGUGUAAAACUUGGUAAUGGGCAUCCAUUUUGUGAUCAAUUGACAGCUAUUAAAAAAGGGUUUCCACUGACCAGUGUCACAUGACAGCAUCGCGGGCUCAGGUAUAAAACUCAUGCAAGUGAGUGAGUAACGCGACAUUUUCCUUACAUUAACCGUUUGGUAAAAUUUCCGCUUAACGAGAGAAAGCGCACUGUUCAACCACGUUUUCCGUGUGCUUGAAAACGUGAAGCAUACUAUGCGUGAAGUAAACAGCAUAUUUUCCUGGUGUUAAGGGAUUGUGAACGCCGAGUUCUCCUUGCGAAUUCCAUAAUAAGAAAACGGAUCCUGAACGUGGCAUUUUCAGUACAUUAACCGUAUGAUAAAAUUACCAGAAAAUAGAAGAUUUUUUGUCUUGUAGGUUUUAUCUGGUUUAUUUUAUUAGUCUCUAUUCCAUACGUCUCUCACAAAAGCAGACCCGGCCGUCUCUAAAAAGCAAUUAAACCGGCCACUAUCCUGUUUGGGGCGAUAUUAUGUUUCUUGUAGACCCUCAAUAGACUGCAAAACAGUCGGUUUUUUUCUCAAAAUCAGUAAAGAAAUCGGUAAAGCGUGGCGUAAGAGUCUUACGCGCGCGAAGCGUGUGAGGUGAGAGAAAAAAACCUGUAGUAUUUUUAGCGUCUCUCCCCAGUCUCGCUCUCUGUUUUCAGCCUCAUUCCAGACCUUUUGUUUGACUGCUCGCGCGUACUUGAAUACGCAAAAAUACGGACUGUUUUGCAGUCUACCCUCAAUGGCACUCUUAGGGUAAAGUAGGCUUCAUAUGCAUCACCCUAAUAACAUCUCUAGGGGCGGUGAAACUGAUAUUUAUGAAGUUUGGAUGUGUACAUUUAAGAAAUAUUGUAAACGAUAAUACUUAUUUGCAUGUAUAAAUGCGAUGAAUAACAAUAAUUGUUGUGUAUACAUCAGGGAAGCCGAAGGACCGAUUGCUUUAAAAUGCGCCAGAAGCGUCUCAACUGGUUUUCUCUUUAGUAACCUUUUUAGUUAAUGCUAAGCAAGUAGAAGGCUAGUUUUCUCAAAUAUUGAUAAGACACGGGUUCACUAAUUGUUUUGCUCCUGUUUACAGGGACCUGGUAUUAUAUCGGGAGGUUACUGUCCAAAAAAUGGUAAACUCAUCUUUGCUCAAGAUUGGAUGAAACGAGCUGAUGCUUAUGAAAAAGGAAUUGAGAUAAUCAUGCAGGACCCGCAUCACAACAUCUGUAAAAUAACUUACUGGGUACUUCAAGAUUAUUCAUUACAAUGCUGGAGAGUCUCGGAUGAUAAGCCCGCCGAUUUUGAAAAAAAAUUAGGAAGUUAUCGUUUGUUCUUCAGUGAGUUGCUUUUUAAAUGGAAGGACUUUAUUCCUAAUCGAGGCCUGCAUUAAGACCUUUAGUCUCUGUUACUAGAGAAGUGCACGUGGUUCGGGUGGCUAAGUGAAUUAGGGAGACGUAAGGCGAUUUCACCGUAUUUCGACAAACUCCAUAAUCAGUAAUAAAAGCAUGCACUGUAACAAUGACCUAGACAUACCAAGGAGCAAGCAAGGCUGUUGAAAAAAAAUGACUAAAAAUUUGCCCAAAUGGGCCUGUGCUAAAGCCGCGGCUACUUGAUAGUGUAAUGUUGACGAACUAGGUUAAGUGAUCAACCUUUUUUCGCUUUUUAGUUAAGGGUGAGCUGGUAAUUUACUAGAAUGUUUUAUAAGCUAAAUACGUAAGUACAAAAAAAACGUAAAGUCCGUAGAAUUGCUGUACAGCCAUCGUUUUUGUUAAGAAUAUCACCGCGUACAAACCCAAUUAUUUAGAAUAAAGGCAAUCUUUGUAUCCUCUUAAUUUUGUGAAGCUCCUUUUUUAUCGCGCUCGUUUGUUGUAUUUGCCUUAUUUCAAUCUAAUUACUACAUGUAUAAGAAUGUCAGCUACUCAUUUAAAGAGUUAAUCAGUUACUGAGAGAUUCACAAAUAUUGAGCAAAGUGGCUGCAUAAUGGCUAUUGUUCUCGGGACAUUUUACUUCCAG